UUCUGGGCUAAAGUCCAUCAUCUUCAAUUGUAUAAAUGCUGGCUGCAAGCGAUUGCAAGCCAUCAGUUUCAAUUGCAAGAGAUUCCAAACAGCUCUCGAUUAACAUCAUGAAAGUAUUCAUUGUUUUCGCAGCCUUUGCUGUUUUGUCCUUGGCAUCUGCAGCGAGGAUCCCGGAGACCCAAAUCUCUGCUCUUAGGCAGAAGGCCCGGGCCUGUGCCUCUCAAGAGGGAAUCACCAGGGGGCAGGCUCUUGCUUUGCGGUCAGGAAACUUCGAGGACAGCGAUCCCAAGGUCAAGUGCUACGCCAACUGCUUCCUGGAGCAGACCGGUCUGGUGGCCAAUGGCCAGGUCAAGCCCGACGUGGUCUUGGCCAAACUGGGUCCCAUUGCCGGCGAAGCCAAGGUCAAGGAGGUUCAAGCCAAGUGCGAUUCCAUCCAGGGCGCCGACAACUGCGAUACCAGCUUCCAACUGUACAAGUGCUACUACCAGAACCGCGCUCAGAUCGAGAAAUAUUAAUAAAUGAAAUGCAAAUAA
Molecule: messenger RNA, 533 nt
Organism: Drosophila ficusphila
Lineage: Eukaryota; Metazoa; Arthropoda; Insecta; Diptera; Drosophilidae
Gene: Obp56e
Product: general odorant-binding protein 56d
Exons: 2
Coding region: 36-515 (159 amino acids)
Biological process (GO): sensory perception of smell
Molecular function (GO): odorant binding
Source: RefSeq, a predicted model, not a curated record